AUGAUAAUACCAUUGUAUUUUCUAGAGUAAAUUUAUUUUUUUAUUGUAUGUGGCGAGAUGAUCAUUUUCAUUAAUUAUAAAUAACGAUUGAUCUCAAAGAAUUUGUAAUUUUUAUAUAAUCUUCUUCUAAUAAAUUUAUAUAUGGGAGAAAGAUAAAAACAACAAGAUACAUUGUCUUAAUCUUAUCAGCUCUUUUACUUUUCUGAAACAAUUAUUCUUUUGAUAAUCUAUAAAUAUUAUAAUCUUAAAUAAUUGAAGAGGUACACAUUUCAUUAACAGAAUUUAAUUACCUCUACUCUUUUUUCAGCCUUUUAAAUAUCUUACUUACAUUAAUUGGAGGUUAUCUAAUAGAUAGAAUUAGUAUUAUAUAAUUGUAGAUAUAGGAUGUCUAAUAAGCAUCAUAAUAUUUGUAUCAUUAGUUACCAUUUCUUAGCAAUCGGUGGAUUGUACAAAAUUUUUUUAGGAGUCAAGUAAUAAUUCCAUUAUUGUUUAACUAUAGCAAGUGAAAAUUUGAUUAUCUCAUAAAAUGUAAUCAUUACGGCUUGGUUUAAAGUGCAUUAAUUAUCAACAGCAAGUGGUCGUAAAGUAACAUUGCCAGAAAUAGCAGCUGCAUUAAACUCUUACUUUUCACCUAUGAUUUAUGAUUUUAAAGGAACCAUCACAUAUUCUUUAAUCACAAGUGCGCUUAUUUGCAUCUUUUCACUUUGUUGUGCUAUUAUGCUGUUGCUUUUUGAUAUACUGAAUGAAUUACUAUGUUUUCCUUAUUGA
Paramecium tetraurelia is the source of this 768-nucleotide messenger RNA. RefSeq lists its product as uncharacterized. The record is from RefSeq and is a predicted model, not a curated record. The transcript has 4 exons. Lineage: Eukaryota; Ciliophora; Oligohymenophorea; Peniculida; Parameciidae.